Diaporthe amygdali is the source of this 738-nucleotide messenger RNA. RefSeq lists its product as uncharacterized. The record is from RefSeq and is a predicted model, not a curated record. Gene Ontology annotation, cellular component: Swr1 complex; NuA4 histone acetyltransferase complex. Gene Ontology annotation, biological process: chromatin remodeling; regulation of transcription by RNA polymerase II. The coding region runs from base 1 to 738 and encodes 245 amino acids. The transcript is spliced from 5 exons. Gene Ontology annotation, molecular function: histone binding. NCBI's taxonomy places the organism in Eukaryota, Fungi, Ascomycota, Sordariomycetes, Diaporthales, Diaporthaceae.
AUGCCACCACGCAUGACAGCCCGCACUUCCAGGCGUAAUGCUGACAAGCCCGGCCCUGGCGAUGAACAGCGCAAGAUCAAGCUCAUCACUGAGCAGAAUGUCAUCGACAAGCCUGCUAUGCAGGAGGGCUUUCCAAUGAGAAAGUGGAGUGUUGAGAUCUUCCUUCUUGACCAGCAGGGCAAACAGCACAAGGCGGACUGCUUUCAGAAGGUCGUCUACAACUUGCACCCUUCCUUCGAGAAUCCUACCCAGACCUUCACCGACGCACCGUUCAAGUGCGAGAACGAGGGUUGGGGUGAGUUCGAGAUGGUCAUUGACCUGUACUACACCGACAAGAGCGGAAAGAUCUCGGUCCCGCACGACCUCAACUUUCAGAAGAAUUACUACGAGCACGUCCGCGAUGUGACCUUCAAGAACCCCAGCCAGGCUCUCCAGCUUCUCCUGCGUGAGACUGGCCCUCUGCCUUCUGACGACGAUCGCAAGCGCAAGACGGACGGUGUCUCUAAGAAGUCCAAGAAGUCCUUUGAUGUGGAGAAGAUGGCAGACGCACUGGUUCGGCUCGAGGAGGACGACUUGCUCCAUGUCAUUCAGAUGAUACACGAUCACAAGACGGACGACACCUACAUCCAGAAUAAUGUUGAUGCGGGCGAGUUCUCUGUCGAUCUGUUCACCAUUCCCGAUAACCUUGGGAAGAUGAUUUGGGACUACCUGGUCAAACAGAAGGUCAUUGAGGUCUAA